AUGGAGACCCCGAGCGCGACGCCGAGCGAGGUCGCGGUGCACCCGCUGGUGCUGUUGUCCGUCGUCGAUCACUUCGGGCGGUGCGAUGAGGGCGAUGAGGCGAGCAAACGCGUGGUCGGGGUCCUGCUCGGGGAACAGCGACGCGGUAGGAUCGAUGUCACGUCGUCGUUCGCGGUGCCGUUCGAGGAGGAGGACGACGCGAGCGGGAUCUGGUUUCUCGAUCACGUCUACCUGGAAAACAUGUAUAGAAUGUCGAGGAAGAUCUCGGCCAAGGAGAAGAUCGUGGGGUGGUACAGCACGGGACCGAAAUUGAGGGAUAAUGAUAUCGAUAUACACGAGUUGUUUUACGCGUACGCGCAAGAGCCGGUGAUGGUGAUCGUGGAUGUGCGGGCGGAGAACGCGAACAUUCCGACGAGCGCGUUCGCGGCGCAGAUAGAGGUGAAGGAAGACGGGACGGAGAAGCAGCAGAAGACGUUCGUACACGUGCCGAAUUCGAUCCAGGCGUUUGAGGCGGAGGAGAUCGGGGUGGAGCAUCUUUUGAGAGACGUGAAGGAUAACACGGUUUCGACGCUGAGCACAAAGGUGAGCGAAAAGGUGCACUCGCUGCGAGGUUUGAAGACUCGAUUGGAGGAGAUCAAGGGGUACAUGGACAAGGUCGUGGACGGCACGCUACCGGUGAAUCACGAAAUCAUGGGUCACCUUCAGGAUGCGUUCAACUUGCUCCCGAAUCUAAACUUGGAGGAGUACGUCAAGGGGUUCAACGUCUCGGCCAACGACUCGAUGCUCGUCGUGUAUCUGAGCUCGUUGAUCCGAGCCGUGAUCGCUCUGCACGACUUGAUCAACAACAAGGUACAAAAUCAAGAGCGCGAACGCGCGUUAGACGCCGCCGCCGCUACAGAGGAUGCCGACAAGGAGAACAAGGAGAAAGAGAACGAAAAAUCAGCGGACGCCGACCAGAAGAUGACAGACGCAAAGUGA
Ostreococcus tauri is the source of this 978-nucleotide messenger RNA. Its product is annotated as Rpn11/EIF3F C-terminal domain. Gene Ontology annotation, cellular component: proteasome regulatory particle; proteasome complex. The record is from RefSeq and is a predicted model, not a curated record. The transcript has 2 exons. Bases 1 to 978 code for a protein of 325 amino acids. Lineage: Eukaryota; Viridiplantae; Chlorophyta; Mamiellophyceae; Mamiellales; Bathycoccaceae. Gene Ontology annotation, biological process: proteasome-mediated ubiquitin-dependent protein catabolic process. Gene Ontology annotation, molecular function: metallopeptidase activity; protein binding.